AUGCUGCCCUCCCACCUCAACGGCCACUCCCCACUCGCCCGCCGCCCGCGCAUCUCCGCCGCCACCGGGGAUACCCCGGCCCCGUCCGCGGCGGCGGCGGCGGCGGCGGGGGAUGCGGCGCUGGACGCGCACGACCGCGUCUACUUCCAGUCCUACUCCCACAUCGGCAUCCACGAGGCCAUGAUCAAGGACCGGGUCAGGACCGACGCUUACCGCGCAGCCAUUAUGCACCACCAGAAAUUUAUAGAGGGCAAGGUUGUGAUGGAUGUGGGGUGCGGAACUGGAAUACUCUCUGUGUUCUGCGCUCGUGCCGGCGCCAAACGAGUGUAUGCCGUGGAUGCUAGUGAAAUCGCUACCCAGGCUAGUGAAAUUGUAAAAGCGAACAAUCUAGCUGAUAAGAUCGUGGUCAUACAUGGACGUGUUGAGGAUGUUGAAGUCGAGGAGAAGGUUGAUGUAAUAAUAUCAGAAUGGAUGGGUUAUAUGCUUCUCUAUGAGAGUAUGCUGCCCAGCGUCCUGUUUGCAAGGGAUAAAUGGCUCAAGCCUGGGGGUCUCAUCCUUCCUUCGCAUGCUACGCUUUUCAUGGCACCCAUAACAAAUUCUGAUAGAUAUGAAGGCAGUGUUGAUUUCUGGUGUGAUGUUUAUGGCAUAAACAUGUCUGCUCUUGUGCCACUUGCCAAAAAGUUUGCAUCUGAGGAACCCUCCAUUGAACUAAUCGGUGGAGAGAAUGUUAUAAGUUGGCCUUUUGUGGUCAAGCACAUUGACUGCUACACUUUCACGGUUGAGGAGUUCAAAUCUGUUGCCACAACAUACAAUGUAUCGUCAAUGAUGUUAGCUCCAAUUCAUGGCUUUGGUCUCUGGUUUGAGGUGGAGUUCAAUGGGCCUGCAGAGUCUUCGCAAAAUUUGUCCUCAGAGUCAAAUCCAGCUGAUAUUAUUUGUAAGAAAAGGAGUCGAGGAUCAGAUAACACAGUUGUGCUGUCUACAGCCCCCGAAGAUGAGCCAACACAUUGGCACCAGACCAUAUUCUACUUUUCUGAUCCUAUAGAGGUAACACAAGAUCAAAUUAUAGAAGGUUCUGUUAUGAUCUCCCCAAGCGAGGAGAAUCCUCGUUGUCUGAAUAUUCACUUGGAGUGCUCCACAGGAGGUCAAACCUUGGUGAGGGAUUUUGCGAUGCGAUGAACUGGUGUGAUUUGUCAGUGUCAGUCUCACCACUUGAAAGAGCCUCUUUUAGCAACCACUAACUGAAGUCACUUGUCAUUGAUGUUCGCGUGUGUCCAGUGUCCACUUAGUAACCGAACAACAGCAUCGAAGAUGCCUCCAUUUUUCCUCUAUAGUUUUUGGCUGUUUUACUGGAGAUGGAAAAGAGCUGUAGCAUUUUGCAUCGGAGUGUAGUGGAAGAUUGCAUUGCAGAAUUUCAAUUUGCCAAGUGCUCUUUGUACUUUUGUACUGCUAUAUUUUGUGACCUAGAGAUAUGGCCAA
Lolium rigidum is the source of this 1476-nucleotide messenger RNA. Its product is annotated as probable protein arginine N-methyltransferase 6.1. The transcript has 13 exons. Gene Ontology annotation, biological process: peptidyl-arginine methylation. The record is from RefSeq and is a predicted model, not a curated record. Lineage: Eukaryota; Viridiplantae; Streptophyta; Magnoliopsida; Poales; Poaceae. Bases 1 to 1176 code for a protein of 391 amino acids. Gene Ontology annotation, molecular function: protein-arginine N-methyltransferase activity.